CUAGCUAAACAGAUGUGCCAUAUAUAUAUUGUUAGGAUGUCCCUGGAAGGGGACAGCCCUCUCGCCAGUGCUCCGGAAGAAACCAAAGGGCAACCAAUCACCAAGCGCCAGCACAAUCCAACGGAAAGCCCUGAACGGCUCUCCAGAAGGAACUGAAGGUCAACCAAUUACCCAGCAACAGCAAAACAUGGCACGAGAGAAAGACCCACCCGAGCCUAAACCCGGAACUGCUACAGCUUAAAAACCCUACUCCACCAUACCCGGGGGCGACUUCCCUAACUCCCUCCUUGAGUCACAGAACCUCGCCUGGAACCUUAGUUCCCAAUAAUGCCUUAAACUGCAAAAAUCCUUUUUGACUCUAACUCCUAUCUUUACCCCACACAACGCCUGACACUAACAUUUGGUGCUGAAACCCGGGAGGAGGUGGUAGCUCGCCUCCCUCGGCUGAACUCCCCCCUCCUCACCAAGCCAGAUGCCAACCACCCUACUCUCAGGAGCCUACAGGAGCCAGUAAGUAGGACAGACCCCUCCUUCCCCCCUUCCAACUAUGGCUGACACCCAUGAGAGAUGUCUCGCAAGUCAGUCUCCUCUCCUCCACACGCUGUAAGGCCUGAUGCCAAAAGGCCCUUUAUCACAACGCGAGGGACACCUCGCCUUGCCACGCCAAUGGGGAGUAACGAGUCUAAACCGCCUCGAUCUCUUACCCCCCUCCAAUAUCUGUUAAGGAACUUCUGGCUUCUAGACUUACAAGGCGAACUUCAUCGUAAGGGACUCAUCCACCUUUGCACUGUAGUCUGGUCUCAGUACAAAUUAAUGAUUCUCAAUGGCCACCUGAGGGGUCUUUACAAUACCAAAUCUUAACCGAUCGGGACAAUGUCUGCCAUCGGCUGGGAAAAUGGGGAGAAAUACGCUAUGUUAUGGCCUUUUGCAACCUCAGGUCUUGCCCCCACCUAUGUUCCUCCUGCCCCUCUGCAUGUGUGCUCCUUGCCUGCCCACAACCCCCUAACGACCCCACCUCACCAACUUCCCCGAUAUCCGACCCGUUAGAGGAUCUAGCCACACCACCCACCGGCCCUCGCCCCCCUCCAUACCCCAAACUUCUAGCCGUCCGCUCUCACUUCCCAUAACAUCCCGAACUCGUGCUCAGGCCCCUCCCAGCGAACAGACCCCAGCAGCCAUCUUACCCCUCCGUGAGGUGGCAGGACCUGAAGGCCUGGUUCGCGUUCACCUCCCCUUCUCCUUCCAAGACUUAUCCGCCAUCGAAAAGUGACUAGAGUCAUUCUCGGCAGACCCCAGCCAAUACAUUAAGGAAUUCCAAUACCUCGCCCAAGCCUACAGUUUCACAUGGCAUGACAUCCAUGUGAUCCUCACCUCUACCCUCACCCCUGAGGAGAGGGAGCACAUCCAGGCCGCAGCCAGGGAACAUGCAGACCAAACCCACAUGACCAACCCCACUAUGCCUGUAGGAGCCAAUGCUGUCCCGGUGGCCGAUCCUAAUUGGAACUACAAACAUGCAGGCAAUGGCCACUGGUGCCAGGACCAGAUGAUCCAAUGCCUACUAGCAGGCAUGAGGGCAACCUCAAACAAAUCAGUAAAUUUUAACAAACUUCAAGAAGUAAUACAAGGCCCCCAUGAAAACCCCACAGUCUUCCUUAGCCGGCUUACAGACACACUUACCCAAUAUACCAGACUAGACCCUACCACCCCCGCCAGGGCCACGGUAUUGGCCACCUAUUUUAUUUCCCAAUCAGCCCCUGAUAUUUGAAAAAAACUAAAAAGGGCCAAAGACAGCCCUCAAACCCCUAUGGCUGACCUGGUAAAGACGGCUUUUACAGUUUUUAAUGGCUGAGAGGAAGCUCAAGAACAACAGCGACAGGCCCGUCUCCAACAAAAAGUACAAUUACAAACCCAAGCCUUGGUAGCUGCCCUGAGGCCAGCCACAGUAAAGCCCUCUGGACCACGUUCCUCUCCGGGGCCUUGUUUUAAACGUGGCCAAGAAGGCCAUUGGUCUCAUCAGUGUCCCCAUCCCAAAAAGCCUACCAGUCCAUGCCCAUUGUGCCAGCAAAUGGGCCACUGGAAAUCCGAUUGUCCUAACCCAAGGGACGAUAGACUCGCAAUGCCUCCAUGUGGUGAGGCUUCACCCGGAUUGGACUCUGCCUUCCAACUGCUGGAGAUGGAAGAUGACAACUGACGAGGCCCAGACUCAGUAACUCUGGUGACCCACCCUGAGCCCAGGGUAAAACUCCAGGGUGGAUAGAAGUCUUCCCCACCUCAUCUGAAGGGGCCUCCACAGUGGCUGAGAUCUUACUCAAGGACACGAUUCCCCGCUUUGGUCUACCAAGAAGGAUACAGUCUGACAACGGGCCUGCUUUCAUCUCAGCAGUCACCCAACAAGUCUCCAAAGCUUUGGGUAUUACUUGGAAACUCCACAUACCAUACCACCCCCAGUCCUUGGGUAAGGAUGAAAGGGUGAAUGGUCUCAUAAAAGACCAUCUCACUAAACUCUCCAUAGAGACUCAGCUUUCUUGGCCUCAACUGCUACCUAUAGCACUCACCUGACUCUGAGCCGCUCCCCGAGGACCCACAGGCCUCAGCCAAUUUGAACUCCUAUAUGGGCGACCCUUCCUGUUACCCCAACCCCUACCAAAAGAUCCUCCUCCUUUAGCUGCCUAUCUCCCUUACCUCAGCCUGCUCUGACACCUGAUUCGACAGUACGAUGACCUCACUCUACCAGCUCCCAUCGAUCUCUCCUCUCCCUCACUAUCUGUAAACCCAGGAGACUCAGUGCUCCUUCAAGUAAGACAAAAACCAACCCUUGCCCCCCCGUGGGAGGGGCCCUACACAGUCAUAAAACCCCCAUGGCUACUAAAUUAUUGGGCCACACCCCGUGGGUUCACACCUCCGACCUCAAACGGGCCCCCCCUUUACCCCCUAUACCAGAAGAGUCAUGGACCUCCCAACCAACAGUCCCCCUCACCCUCAAACUAACCCGACAGGCCCCUUCAUGACGGAUCCUUCCCCUCGGUUUUCCACCUUCACACUCACAAUAUUACAUGAGCUACAACUCUCCCACUCAUCCGACCCCAUUACCCUCCCCUUUUUUCUCUCCUGGGUCUCUGACUGUUGGCUUCAGGGAACUCUCUCCGAUUUCUCCCCCAUCAAAAUCUCCUUCUUUACCUUUUUACUAACCAUACUUAUAUAUCAUGAUGAUACUUCCCUUGUUACUCCUUGUUAACAUCAUCCCACUUAUGCCCUCACAACCCUCCUAUAGGUGGGUUUUUUACCUAUCCGAAACUUUUAAUGGACACACCUCUAUCAUAUCCUCUAUCCUUUGCCCCAUUGUUGGGUGCCAAAAUCAAGUCACCUUUAAAUUCCCCUCUUUCAACACCCUCCAAGCCUCUAUGUGCAUUACUCCCGCCAUCUGCUUUUUAUAUGACCAAACUGACAAAAUAUGCUCCCAAACCUCCCCCAACCAAUAUGGAGGGUGUCCCUAUCACUAUUAUAACAUACACUGGCUCAAGCUAUACUGCUUCACAGGACCAAGGACGGGCCACUUCUGCUUAAAAAAUGGCAACUUUACCCUUACUGUCCCUGAUCCAUGGGAUACCCGCUGGCAAACCGGAAUAAAGGGCAAACUGUAUCAGAACAGCCAUUUCUCUAACCCCAUCUCCUCUUUAACCAUCUUUCGAACCAAUGAGCCCUCUAUGUCUCCUUCCCUCUCCAACCUUAAAGAUGUUACCCAAGUAAUGAUGGACCAAGAAGACCAACUCAACACACAACUACAGACACCCCCUGCACAACAUCCCUUCUCAUGGCUUACAUUAAUCAGACAAGGAGCGAUCCUGCUUAACCACUCAGGCUUAACCAACCUGUCACACUGCUUUCUUUGUGCAUCCCUUCAGCCGGAUCCAGUAAUAGCUGUCCCUUUACCCACCCCCUUUCCCAACACCACUAACUCCAUCAACCAACUCAGAAGUCAAAUCUCCCUACAGAUUCCCAUCCUCACUGAGACCCCUCAAAGCAACAUGUCUCACCCAAUAUACUACUCCUCUCAUGCCUCCCCAACUUGCCCCUCCCCCCUGCCUAUGCCUAGCCACGACCCUCCCCCAGGGGGAUUUUAUUGGUGUAAUGGCACAGCUUAUAAACAAAUGCCCAAAAAUGCUUUUUUUUCUGUCUCCCAGUCACCAUUAUCCCCCAACUCACCCUACACGGACAGGAAGAACUCCAUCAACUCCUCGAAUUCUGUCUCCAAAAACGAGCUGUUUUCCUCCCACUAAUGGUCAGACUAUCCCUAGCCACGUCCCUAUUGGCCACUGGGGUUGGGACCGGCUCCCUUGCACACUCCAUUACCUCCUCCAGGGACCUGUCAGACAGGUUCCAAAUCGCAAUAGAAGCCUCAGCAACCUCCCUAUCUGUCUUACAAAGGCAGAUCAACUCCCUAGCACAGGUCACUCUACAAAACUGAUGAGCCCUAGAUCUCCUAACAACAGAAAAAGGGGGAACAUGCUUGUUCCUGAGGGAAGAAUGUUGCUACUACCUCAAUGAAUCAGGCUUAGUUGAAACCAAUAUAGAACACCUAAAGGAAAUCCAAAAAACUCUAUCCACCUGCCCAGGAUCCUCAGGACCCCUAACCUCCUGGUGGCAAUCACCCCUCUUAACUUGGCUCCUCACCAUAGUCACCCCACUAGUUGCUAUCUGUAUAAUACUUAUGCUCUUACUUUGUUUUCUCUGUUUCGUACGGAAACAAAUUCAUUAAGUUUCCCAGGUCGCAUUUAUCAGAUGGUGGUCCAGCCCUAUUCCCGCAUUCCAACCUCAGACCCCACAUACUAUGGCGUCGCCCUUACACCUGCAGGAAGCAGCCAGAUCAGAUCCGUUGCACAUUAUCACCAAUAAGAGGUUGGAAUGUUAGGAUGUCCCUGUAAGGGGAUGGCCCUCUCGCCAGCGCGCAGGAAGAAACUGAAGGGCAACCAAUCACUGAGCGCCAGCACAAUCCAAUGGAAAGCCCCGAGAGGCUCUCCAGAAGAACUGAAGAUCAACCAAUUACCGAGCAAGAGCACAACAUGGCAGGAGAGAAAGACCCACCCGAGCUUAAACCCGGAACUGCUACAGCUUAAAAACCCUACCCCACCAUACCCAGGCAUGACUUCCCUGACUCCCUCCUUGAGUCACAGAACCUCGCCCGGAACCUUAGUUCCCAAAAAAGUCUUAAACUACAAAAAUUCUUUUUGACUCUAACUCCUAUCUUUACCCUGCACAACACCUGACACUAACAUAUAUUAUAAUAUUCAGGUUUAAACAAAUUUAAAUAUGAAUAACUGACACAAUUUACUUUUAAAAAUCUAUAAGUGAUGUUAGUUUUGAUAUAAUCUUGCCUAGGUGUAAAUAUAGUUUUCUUCUAAGUGUGUGACACAAUGGGAAAAGGAUAGUUUUUGGAGUCAGGCAUAUCUGUGUUUACAUCCAGAUUGUGACCUGUACCAAGUGUGGUACCUAAUGAAAGUAACUUAAACUUGGUGGGGAAACUAAUACAUAUUUUACAAGGCUAGUUUAUAAUUUGAAUUUAAACAAGAUAGUGUGUUACAAGUACCUGCCAUUGCAUUUGUAUGGAGUAUACUAGGUAGUAAAUAAGCAGGAACUAUUUUUUGUGUUGUUGUUGUGAGGACUUCAUAAAACUUUGAAAUGCAGUUAAAAGUGAAGUCCUAGAUUAAAUGGAGUUAGAAGUACUCAGAAGAUGGCAGUGUAUGAGGACGCUGAGCUCACCGCGUCCUGCGGAUCACUUAGAUUCCACCCACAACUGCCUAAAUAACCCAGAAAAUUGCCAGAAGAUUAGAAGAACAGAUUCUCUAGAGCCAAGCAUACACAAGAGGUCCACAGAAGAGGGUAGGAAGGGCGGAGAGGCAGUGCACACUACAGGAAAUGGAGGGAGGGAGCGGGGUCGGAGGGGCGGCCCGCCAGCAAAGCAAAACCCCUGAGUCUAGCUUGCAAAAGCAGAGGGGCCGGACAAAGUGUGUUCUGACAGCAAGCGGGACUUAACACCUGGAAGGUUAUAAGUUAACAGCUCUGCUCGGAGAGCGGUAGGGCUGGAGGACAA
Molecule: messenger RNA, 6088 nt
Organism: Felis catus (domestic cat)
Lineage: Eukaryota; Metazoa; Chordata; Mammalia; Carnivora; Felidae
Product: endogenous retrovirus group FC1 Env polyprotein
Exons: 2
Coding region: 3204-4277 (357 amino acids)
Source: RefSeq, a predicted model, not a curated record